Messenger RNA from Saccostrea cuccullata (small rock oyster), 1053 nucleotides. RefSeq lists its product as uncharacterized. The transcript is spliced from 6 exons. The record is from RefSeq and is a predicted model, not a curated record. The annotation marks the transcript as partial. NCBI's taxonomy places the organism in Eukaryota, Metazoa, Mollusca, Bivalvia, Ostreida, Ostreidae.
AUGAACAAAGGAAAGAAAAAACUUACUUUAUACGACACAGAAUUUGAAAAAUACGAAAGUGCAACGUCAAUUACAGCUAAUAGGAGCCCUGUUGAUAUUGUUGGCAGUGUCCAGAGCUUAUACCGUGCCAAAGUUGUGAACGUGACGUGUAAACCAGAAAUGGGAGCAAGAACUAAGGAUGCGCACCUCUUUUUCAAACAGAAGGUCAAAGAAAAUAUAGGUUUCAGGAUGGAAUGGAGGUCAUCUGUUAAUAAAACAAAAGGGAUAUUUAACAUUAUAGAAUCUGAAGCUAAGGACAAGAUGUUCGGUUCGAGUAAUGUUAGAUGGCAAAGGAAGAGUGAUAAGUUUGUGCCAUCUUUUUUCAUUUCAGCACUGGGGAAUAGAAAUGUCCAAGCCACUGUUACAAAAAGCUCUAGUAAAAGUUUUGUGACGGUGUAUUUGGUACUUGAUCGAUGUGACCCGAUACCUGGAGUUUUCACUUGUGAAAACGCUGUGACACUGAAAGAUUCAAAAUCAAUUUCAAUAAAAGCUUCUUUCAUCUUUAAUGGCAAAACAUCUAGGUGUACGCCGAAGAAACCCAGCGGUGGUUCCUAUACGUAUGACAAACUGUCUGAAGAGUACAGCAAAUUUCUGGCGGAGAGUUUCAACAGAGAAGGUAUUAAAACUAUAAAUCCUAUCAAAUGGUUGAAUUAUGCAGUAUGCUGCUUUAACAUCACCUUAGGAGGAUGCUGAAGUAUUAUAAAUGCAUGAAAUAGGGCAUUUCCUCGCUAUCUACGUUUGGUCUUGAUCUUAAAAAAAAAACAAAUCUCGGAAUCCUUUGUCCAUCAUCUCCACAUUUGUAUAUAGUUCAGAUGAUUGUAAAAAUAUCUGUGUUUUUUAAGAAAUCACUGUGUAGUUAGUAUGGUAUGCCAGGGCAUCAACGAUAGCGGGCAACAUUAGUUAUUUUACAUAACGGGCCUUAAUUAUCCCAUGUUUCCCACUUACGUUAAUGUCCCUGGCAUACUAUACUAACUAGAGAGUGAUUCCUUAUAUUUCCACCAUUUCAUUGUGAAA